Conger conger (European conger) is the source of this 2534-nucleotide messenger RNA. RefSeq names its product PTEN induced kinase 1 (gene pink1). NCBI's taxonomy places the organism in Eukaryota, Metazoa, Chordata, Actinopteri, Anguilliformes, Congridae. The transcript has 8 exons. Gene Ontology annotation, molecular function: ATP binding; protein serine/threonine kinase activity. The record is from RefSeq and is a predicted model, not a curated record. Gene Ontology annotation, biological process: regulation of apoptotic process; autophagy of mitochondrion; positive regulation of mitochondrial fission. Gene Ontology annotation, cellular component: mitochondrion. The coding region runs from base 147 to 1871 and encodes 574 amino acids.
AUACUUUACGUCACGUGGUCAGAGACAUGCUCUCUGGAUAGACUUGUUUAUUUUCCGUCCUUGUUGUUGUGCAUUAGGCCAGAUAGCUGAGGGGGUCUCGAUUGGGGCAACGUCCCAAGGAGGACAGCUUCUUCUAAUCUAAAACCAUGUCUGUAAAACAUGCGAUCAGUCGGGGGCUGGAAAUGGGGAGGUCUGUAUUUCAGCUCGGUGUCCUGAAACCCGUUGCCCGACUUGCAGCAAAGUUCCGAGGGGAGCGUCUUCGUGUAGGCCCGCCGGCCCGUAGCGUUCAGCCGCAGACUUUCCUGCCUUAUCGCUACCGGUAUUAUCGCAUGUCCCUGAGCGGCUUAGCCGCUCAGCUGCAGUCCCUUGGUUUCAGGAGGUUCCCAGGCACAGGCUCCCCCAGGAACAGGGCCGUGUUUCUGGCUUUCGGACUUGGUUUAGGAUUGAUCGAGCAGCAGCUGGAAGAUGACAGAAGGAGUGCCGCGACAUGUCAAGAAAUUCAGGCCGUCUUCAGGAAGAGAAAGUUCCAGAACCCGCUCAAACCCUUCACCUUGGGCUACAGACUGGAGGACUACGUGAUGGGGAAGCAGAUCGGCAUGGGAUGCGACGCUGCCGUGUACGAGGCCGCGGCUCAUUUGCCAGCACCGGGGGAGAGGAGAGAGUGUUCCCUGGUUGAGCUCGUGUCCGGAGGGAAGGACGGACAGGGGGAGCACGAGGCUCUGAGGUCCGGCUCCAUAGCCAGCUAUCCGCUGGCCGUGAAGAUGAUGUGGAACCUCGGGGCUGGCUCCUCGAGAGAGGCCAUCCUGAACUCCAUGUCCCAGGAGCUGGUCCCUGCAAGCCCUCUCGCUCUGAAAGAGGAGACGCCCGCGCCCGUCCUCGAUGGGCGUUUCGGCGGGACGCCCAGGAGGGUCUCUGCCCACCCCAAUGUGGUGAGGGUGUACAGGGCCUUCACCGCCGAGGUGCCCCUGCUGCCCGGAGCUCUGGAGGAGUACCCCGACGUCCUGCCCCCCAGGCUGAACCCCGCAGGCCUGGGCAGCAACAGCACCCUCUUCCUGGUCAUGAAGAACUACCCGUUCAACCUGCGGCAGUACUUGCAGGCGGCGGUGCCCAGCCACAGGGAGGGCACCCUCAUGCUCCUGCAGCUGCUGGAGGGAGUGGACCACCUGUGCAAGCAGGGCGUCGCCCACCGGGACCUCAAAUCCGACAACGUGCUGGUGGAGUUCGACUCGGGAGGCUGCCCACGCAUAGUCAUCGCUGAUUUCGGCUGCUGCCUGGCAGAGCGGGACCGCGCAUUACGCAUGCCAUUCAACAACCGCUGUGUGAACAGAGGGGGGAACGCCAGUCUCAUGGCGCCAGAGGUGGCCACUGCGGUUCCUGGGCCAGGCAUGGUGAUUGACUACAGCAAAGCUGAUGCGUGGGCAGUGGGCGCCGUUUCUUAUGAGAUCUUCGGGCGGCCCAACCCAUUUUACAGGCCGGAGGGGCUGGACAGCAGACAGUACCAGGAGAAGCAGCUGCCCCCGCUGCCCGCCCGUGUGCCCACCGACACCCGCCUGGUGGUGGAGCUACUUCUGCGCAGGGCCCCCGCUAAGCGACCCAGUGCCCGUGUGGCUGCCAACAUUCUGCACCUCAGCCUGUGGGGUGGGUCGGCACUGGCCAGUCAGGACACGGCUAGCAUGAAAAGCAUUGCCGAUUGGCUGCUGUGCCAGUCUGCCGUGGUGCUCCUGAGGGGGCGGGGCCCUGUAACCAGCAGUGUGGAGGUGGAGCUACAGAGGUGCUUCCUGGCCAACCUGGAUCUGGAGGACCUCAACACUGCCAUGGGAUUCCUCCUCUUUGGACGUGAGCAGCAGAGACGGGGGGUCCUAGCAAAUUAGGCUUUUUGCACAUUUCAGUUUGAGACUUUUUUUUUUCUUUUUUUUUCCCAAUACCUUGAAAUAUUAAAUAUGCACAAAGCCUAAUUCAUUUUAGAACUUACCUCUCUUUCCAGCUGAAUGCAAGACAUGAGGCAAAACAUUUUGGGAUUCUUAUAAGCACUUUUGUAGUUGUUUGCACUCAUAAUUGUGUAAGAACUUAAAUCUUCUCAAUAGGGGUUUGGACACCGCUUGAGUUUGUAAUAUAUAUUCUGAUUAACACUACUAUAAUGUAGGAGUGUAUAAGGUAUAUUUGUAAAAGAGGAAAUCAUUUUAAAAAUGUGUAACCACUACCUUUAUUUCUGAAAAAUGUUAAAGCAUUUAAUGAGAUUAAUUGAUUUCAUUUCAGUGCUUCAUUCAUUUGAAUUGUUUAUGGCUUAGAAAGUCAAAAUAUGUAUAAAUUAUUAGAAACAAAUUCAGUGGUAUCUUUAAAUGGAAACCUGGAUUGAGCUUGUAAAAAGGGCUCUGGGUUGUAAAAAGUUAGCGUUUAUUUCUUCUGUUAAUGGCCAGGAGAAAAUUAUUUGUGCAGAUAUUAAAAUAUAAAUACGUUAAUUUGGCAUGAUUGGAACUUGAAUAUGCCUAUGUAAUUGAUCUGUUUUUAGUUUGAUUAAAGUUCAGCAAAUUGCA